Molecule: messenger RNA, 609 nt
Organism: Baudoinia panamericana UAMH 10762
Lineage: Eukaryota; Fungi; Ascomycota; Dothideomycetes; Mycosphaerellales; Teratosphaeriaceae
Exons: 5
Coding region: 65-481 (138 amino acids)
Source: RefSeq, a predicted model, not a curated record
CCGACCACUCAUUCAGCGUCCACCCAAUCCAUAGCCACGCGUCUCUCGAUGCAGUUGUGGUGCCAUGAGGUCUGGUUACACCGAGGAAGAAUUCAAAGGCAUAACAGAAACAGCACUCUUCGAACCCUUGAUGCUGGUGUAUGGUCCCCUACAACUGCUUCUGCUACACCGGCUUAAUGCUACGAGGUAUUUCGCGGCUUUCGUCGCGCCCCUCUCGUAUUCGCCAGUGCUGUUGGAGCCAUUGAAGCCGGAGCUUCGCACCCUUCUCGAACCAAUGCCUACGCUUAUGCAACCAAGCAUCUCGGUCCUGGAGAUGACGGAGCCGGAGUUUCUCAGCUUCCUCAAUAUGCCUCCUACGCUUUCGGACCCGUACACGUCGUUGCCAUAUCUGUCGACGCAGCAACAAAGCAAGUCGCUCUUGGAGAUGACGGAGCUGGAGUUUCUCGCCCUUCUCAACAUGCCUCCCACGCUUCCACUUUGAACGCGCCGCCAACACCGCCGCUCCCGCCUCGUCUCUCCCUCCUCGGCCUUCCAGAAGAGCUCAGCAAUUACAUUUACAAGCUCGCUGUUAUCAAAGAUCCAGCAAUCAAUCCAGGUCAGCCGAACAUG